Molecule: messenger RNA, 318 nt
Organism: Colletotrichum abscissum
Lineage: Eukaryota; Fungi; Ascomycota; Sordariomycetes; Glomerellales; Glomerellaceae
Exons: 2
Coding region: 1-318 (105 amino acids)
Source: RefSeq, a predicted model, not a curated record
AUGUUCCGAAAGACAAAUAAGCAGUUCGAACUCAGGGUAGUAAAUAUCCUCGCGCACUCUUCGGAAAAGAUGCGCCUUGGCCCGAUCCUGGCCACGUCGCAGCCCGUUCCAACUGGGCGAUCAGCACAGCCGAUAUACGACGAUUUACGGCAAACGCACCCACCCCUGGGCCCUGGCCCGCCGCCAAACCGCAAACCUGUCCGCCAGAUCUGCGUCACUCAGAUUCCCACAUGCCUCGCCCACCGGCUCAGGGCCCCAGGGUCAGUUAGCGCUUCAACAUCACAGACUUCUAAGUACCUUAUUAUUAAAGAAAGUUAA